Molecule: messenger RNA, 1094 nt
Organism: Helianthus annuus (common sunflower)
Lineage: Eukaryota; Viridiplantae; Streptophyta; Magnoliopsida; Asterales; Asteraceae
Product: peptidyl-prolyl cis-trans isomerase 7-like
Exons: 11
Coding region: 181-729 (182 amino acids)
Biological process (GO): protein peptidyl-prolyl isomerization
Molecular function (GO): peptidyl-prolyl cis-trans isomerase activity
Source: RefSeq, a predicted model, not a curated record
UGAAUUUGUAAUCAACCGAUCAUCAUCAUCAUCGUUUUCUGUCUGAAAAUUACAUACGGUUCUAGGGUUUAUCUGCUAGGGUUUAUGAGGGUUUGAUCAUCAUAUAUAAUUCAUGUUCAUUGAUUACUUUGCUGCUGCUAAUAAUAAUUGUAUGAUAUAUUUAGGUGUAGAAGAAGAAAUAUGAGGAAUGUGUUUAUGGAUCUAUCCAUCAGGGGAGGCCCUGCUAAAAGAUUAUUCUUCCAGCUUCUUUCUCUCUACUAUGAAGCAGCCGAGAUUUUUCGAGCCCUCUGCACAGGGGAAAAGGGGGUUGGAGAAAAAACUGGAAAACGAUUGCACUACAAAGGAACUAGAUUCUUUUGUAUUUUUGCACACCUUGGUAUGAUGGGAGGUGAUAUCGAGAAUAACGACGGCAGUGGUGGGAAAAGCAUCUAUGGAGGAACAUUCGAAUCUGAAGGCAUUGCGGGACUCUUUGGAGAGGCUACCAGUGGGCCCGGUGUAGUACUGACUCUACCUCAAGGAAAUUACCAUCAAAUUGGAUCUAAGUUCCUUUUAUGCUUCAAGCAAGACCGGCUUCUUGAGGGACAAGAAAGAAUUUUUUGCCCAAGAAACCCCAAAGUAGUUCAGACAAGAAAGAAUUGCCUGCUAGCAAUCCAGACGAGGGGUCGGAAUCCAGAAAGCGGUCGAAGAAAAGUGAAAGCCCAAUCUCUGAAGAUAAACAGAACAAUGUGACAGAGUCUGCUAAAGAGUACGAGGCCAAGGCGUCGAGGUUGCAAUACAAUUCAGUUGAAAUGAAUGCUGAGAUAUCGGAACUGAAGCAAACUGUUGAGGAAUUGACGAAUACAAUUCGCCAACUCGAGAGGAAGAGGUCGAAAUCGAAGGUAGAUUGGCAGGUGAUUGCAGCGAUGAUUUUUGCUGGAGUUGCGUACUUCCGUCAAGAAAAGUUUCAAGUGGUCUACAGGCAGCAUUCGAACCACUAAAACUAGUUGUAUACCAGUAUGGUCAUCAUAGUCAUAGUCUUUUUCGAAUAACGAUAAAUAGCCGACUCUAGUUUUAUAAAUAGCGAUACACUAGAAAAAAAUUCGUAACAAAUUAUA